UGAUAUCGCGUUGAGUAGGGGUGUGUGCGUGCUCGGCGAUAGCAGAAGUACACGAAUUUUAAAACUUGAGAAUUAAAAUGAGUCAGUCCCCUGUGAUACCUAGAAAAGAUUCUUUUGGACAUCUCACAGAUGGAAGGGAGGUUAACAGGUAUACUUUUUGUAACCAUAAUGACGUCACUGUGCGGGUGAUUGAGCUGGGCUGUGUCAUCACAGAGAUCCGGGUUCCUGACAAGCAAGGCGUGGUAUCUGAUAUCAAUCUGGGAUACGAUGAUGUAAAAGAAUACGAGACGAAUCUGUUGACUUUAGGGGCAAUAUGUGGCAGGGUUGUCAAUGUUAUUUCCAAUGCCAGAUUUACUUUGGACGGCAAGGAAUAUCACGUGACUAAAAACUUUGGAAACCAUUGCAUUCAUGGAGGGAAGAAAUCAUUUACACAUCAACUCUGGAGUUCGUGGAUAGAAGAUGAUAAAGUGAAAAUGAAAUACGUAAGCCCUGACGGAGAGGAGGGGUUUCCUGGAGAGUUAACAACCACUGUGUCAUAUCAACUGACCAAUCAGAACGAAUUAGUGAUCGAAUACAGCGCCACCACAAACAAACCAACACCUGUCAAUCUUACAAACCACGCCUACUUUAACUUAGCAGGACAAAAUUUCCCGAACCUAGAUGAACACGUGUUACAGAUAAAUGCAGACAAAUUCACACCUACCAAGGAAAAUGAGAUUUACAUACCUUCAGGUGAAAUCCGUGACAUCACAGGAACACUGUAUGAUCUCCGUCAGCCGGUCAGACUGGGAGACAGGCUCGGUAAGAUGCCCCACGGGAAAGGAUAUUUCAACAACUUCUGUGUGGCCAAUGCUGAUGGAAGUCUGAGACUUAUAGCCACGUUAGCUCACCCUCCCACGGGCCGCCGUAUGGAUGUGUACACUACUGAGCCCGGGGUGCAGUGUUACACUGCAGGGGACACGAUCCCUCACACCCGGGGGAAGGCGGGGGCGGUGUACGAGAAACUCGGCUCCAUCUGUCUGGAGACGCAACACUACCCAGACAGUGUCAACCAGGAAAGUUUUCCUGAUACAAUUCUCCGUCCAGGUCAGCAGUUCUAUAGCAAGACGGUUUACAAGUUUGGACUGAUAGAUUGAUAGAUUGAAGUAGCCGGAAACACAGCAAAACGGAAAUGGCGGAUCCCUUUUAUGUAAUCAUGUUUUCUGAGAGAAACUGGAAUAUUACGGACAAAAAAUGAAGGUUUCCUGUAAUUAUCAAAAGGUGAAGAAUUUAAAGGUGGCAUCCAAGGAACUAUUAAUUAAAUAUAUAGGGUAAAUCUGAGAUAAAACAUUGUGGAUGGUGUAUAUUUUAUCUGGAAAACAUCGUGGUCCACCAUUUCUAGAGUUACAUGUAAAGCUGUACAGGUGACUGAUUGUCUGAGCAGUGGAUGAUUCCUUUUAACUA
Molecule: messenger RNA, 1443 nt
Organism: Saccostrea cuccullata (small rock oyster)
Lineage: Eukaryota; Metazoa; Mollusca; Bivalvia; Ostreida; Ostreidae
Product: galactose mutarotase-like
Exons: 8
Coding region: 78-1136 (352 amino acids)
Biological process (GO): beta-D-galactose catabolic process via UDP-galactose, Leloir pathway; glucose metabolic process
Molecular function (GO): carbohydrate binding; aldose 1-epimerase activity
Source: RefSeq, a predicted model, not a curated record